AUGUUCAUCUUGACCUACUUCAAGGACUCGAUAAGUUUCACUGAGGAUGAGCAGGCCAAGUCGUUUGUGGCGCGAGCACACGAGUGCUUUCACUCCUUCAACGAGCGCAUAAAACCUCAGGUUCAACGAAUCACUCAAGGACCGGAAACCAAGCGCGAGCUGGCCUUGAAGGUAUACGAUCGCUUACUUUUGGCGUGCCUGGUUGUGCUCAAGAUUUGCCGCUUUCGACCAUUGCCAAUGGCCGAAUUGUUUCGAAUCGAGGAUUGUUUAAAAAUCAUGGCCAACACAUUGCUAUCCGUCCUCUCCGGCCUUGGGGUGACCCAGGUCAGGAAGUCGUACGAUGACCUCAGCAUGCCACGCUGUAGAGAGCGUGGGCUGAGAGACGACAGUCCCGUGAUUCAUUCCUGGGUUGUCGUCAUGAAAACCUUGGAGAUUGCUCGAAUUCCCCGAGCCUCGUUUUGGGAGCUGGCGCAGGCGACCAUAACACCGCCGCAAGUUUUAUCGAGCGUUGACGCGCGCGAUUUCGAACACUCCUGGGAAGACCUGUUUUCUCUCCUCCCAUUGACUGAGUUCAACAACUUGGGAGUCAUCAUCCCCGGCCAACGAUUCGAUCCAGCAAGUGACGGCUGGAUAAUCCCACAGAAGCUAUUGAAGCGUGUGUUCUACCUUUAUCAGCAAAACGCCCGACAAUCCCCGAGCUUCAACAACUACUGCCGAGCCUUGGUUGGCCGAUGCCAUUAUCUCGUUCAGCAAUGGGGAUGGCGAAGAUCCGCGACCGUGAUUGGGGUUGUUUUCGAUUUCUUCGGCUCCCAAAACUUCGCUCAUCUUCGCAACGAGGAGGUCUACAAAUCUCCGCGCUUUCUAGAGGAGCUUGUCCGGCGUCCGACGCUAGACAUUGAGCCGGACGAUAUGUGUUUCCACGUCUUCCUGAAGCUCGUCGCCCUCAGCAUUCAAAAGCUCAAAGGAAUUGGGGCGGUCAAGGAUGUGCGCAACCUGGUUGCCAGAACGAUCCCGAACCACAACCGACAGCACCUCAAGGAGCAAAACGUCCUCUCCCGCGACCUAGCUGCCUUGAGAAAUCACCACGAUCUCCUUGGCACCUUGUUUUGGGCGUCUCCGCCAGAAAUUCGGCCGCCAGCAAACCUCAUUGAGCGGCUCGUCGCCCCGGCAAGCUCCCACAAGGAAGCGUGUCUAAUCAACGUUCGCUGUUGGAACCAGCUCGCACGCUUUGUUGUCGCAUCCGGAGAAGCAGUACAGUCUUUGAAGCCUUUCAUUCAGUGGCGUAACAUGUUCUUUCAGCAGGUGCUGCGACAGUUCGACUCGGUGGCGUCCGUCGUCCAGCAGCAGGCCCUAUCGCUGGCGCAAGAUGUCACCAAAUCAAUCAGCGACGAGGUAAUUCAAGCUACCAUCUCGAUGAACAAAGCGGCUGUCAUGGACGUAUUGUAUGCGUGUGCUGCUGCGUCGCUAGACGUCAUGAGGCACACUCCUGAUUUGGAAGCGGCAACGUUUGCCCUCAACACACUGCAACUGCAGAGUAUUUUUAAGCACUUUGCCGUUGCUCCUCCCGCACUAGACUGGGGGGUGCUGCAGGCGGCUCUCGGAACCCUAGAUAUAUUUCUCAGCAGAAUCGACGGGUUCAAAGAGGCGGAAGAGAACGAUGCGCUCCUUCUUGUGGAUCAAGACAUUUCGCGGAGCUUCUUUUCCAUGGCAAGAUGUGUGCUGUCCUGUCGAAGGAGCAGAGCUGUCUCGGCGAUGGCGAACUUGGACAAGGCCAACUGCCUGGAACACAUUGUGACGUUGUCUGCCAGGAUGGGCGCCAGGUUCAUGAGCGCUGGUGUUAUGCGCUUGUCGGACAUGUUCCAAGCUGGCAAGUACGGCUUGUUUGACGGACCCCCCUAUAAGUUGGGACUUGAUCAGCGUCGAAGUCUGGUUCUCUUCAUAUCGACUCUUCUCGGGUGCGGGUGGGACGACUUUUCCGACGGCGACUUUAGUCUAUCCGAGGUCUGGGCCCUGUCGCUCGUAAAGCCGAGGGAAUACCUAGGAUACGAGAUGCAGCUUGCGCAGGAACUCCAUCGUCAAGACAAAGGCUUGGUGCCCCAAACCGUCGAGGGAUUGACGGUCCAAGCAGAUUACGGUACGAGCCGGGACCUGUUUGAGUAUGUCAUCUCGAACAUGCGUCGAUCGAUUCGAGAUGCCGGCCCGUCGCUGCAAAAAGUCCUGAUGGCGGAAUCCUCAAGAACGCUGAAGCUGCUCAUGGAACAAAUCAAGGGUGACUUGGCGACCAUGUCUCGCGAGGCUUCAGGCCACGGUAGCUACGUCACGUUUGUGCAGAGCAUCGUUUCGCUCAUCAAGACGCAUGGAUCAGAUAUUUGCGCCGUCGACAAUUUUUUCUUGCAGAUCAGCAAGGAAUACUCUCCCUCGGUCCAAGAUCCUAACCUUCAGGUGGCAGGGUUGAUUUCAUACGGGCUGCGGCUUAGAGAGGGCGACGGCAGGAGCAGUCAGCAGCUCUUCUUCCUCCUCUUCAACAACAUCAAGUUUGCGAUAAUCAACGACAAGCUGAGGGAAGAGGUCGUCAUGCUGCGAAGGGGGAUGAAGAAUCCGGGCAUCGUCGACUUUGUUCUCGGAAAGAUGCUUCCAGCCAUUGUCAGGGCUUGCUUCCAAAGCAGCGCUGCCUUUCCGCUGCUGGAUAUCUAUGCAGAGGCGUUGCGGCUGGUAUUUGCGAAGAAGGCGGCUGUUCAUGAGCUCGGCGAGAACGACUUGCCCCUUGUCGACGUGCUGACACGUGCCGCUGUCGAGGGCUUGUUCAACGUGUCACGAAGCAGCACUGCAUUGGGUGGUCCGCAGUUGCAUGCGGUGCGGCAGACCAUGGCCACUCUGAAUAUGCUUUGGCCAUCCAUCUACGCCGUUUCUGCGUCAGGUAUCCAGUCUCCAGUGUGGAAGGCCCUCUCCAGGACUCUCGGGCGCCUGUGGGAGUUUGUGUCGACCGCGGAGACUUAUCUGGAGCACCUGCUGCGGACUGAGGACAGGACAGUGGAGCCAGCUCGACUCUGUGCAGGGCUCGGGGAAGCGCCCUUUGAAGAAAUUCGAUUUGACGCCGAGGUACGAAACUUCACGGAGAACAUUGUGCAGGACAUUGAGAAGAGUUGGAUCGUGACGGCGCAGACCAUCUCGAUCCAGACGCCGGGGAUUAACAGGCGAGGAGCUGUGUCGGUGCAAGGCACGGAGAUUCCGCCGUGGGAUACAAAGGACAUGCUCAAGGACAUUGACGGGCGAAUACGGGAAUGGCGUUGGUGGUGGCAGAGGGUGUACGGAGUUGAUUGUCUGGUAGAGCAGUUGGAGAGCGUUGUGUUUUGA
Messenger RNA from Hirsutella rhossiliensis, 3354 nucleotides. Its product is annotated as mus7/MMS22 family domain-containing protein. Bases 1 to 3354 code for a protein of 1117 amino acids. The record is from RefSeq and is a predicted model, not a curated record. Lineage: Eukaryota; Fungi; Ascomycota; Sordariomycetes; Hypocreales; Ophiocordycipitaceae. Gene Ontology annotation, cellular component: nucleus; Cul8-RING ubiquitin ligase complex. The transcript is spliced from 2 exons. Gene Ontology annotation, biological process: replication fork processing; double-strand break repair via homologous recombination.